Molecule: messenger RNA, 484 nt
Organism: Ictidomys tridecemlineatus (thirteen-lined ground squirrel)
Lineage: Eukaryota; Metazoa; Chordata; Mammalia; Rodentia; Sciuridae
Source: RefSeq, a predicted model, not a curated record
CUGUCCUCCCAGGAGACCCUGUUGGCUGUGUGGCUCUGCACAGAGAGGGCAGCUACGUGGUGGCCUCUGGCACCUACCUUGGCCUCCUGGACUGGGCGAUGGGGCAGGUGGAGUGGGCGGCCUGGCUGGACAGGGACAAGCCCCACAACAGGUUCAACGAUGGGAAGGUGGAUACCAAUGGGAGGUUUGUGGCAGGCACCAUGCCAGAGGCGUCCGCCCCAGGAAUGUGGGAGCCGGGGCAGGGCUCCCUGUACACACUCUUCGCUGACCGCUCGGUGGUCAGACAGCUGGACCAGCUGGGUAUCCACAACGGGCUGGACUGGUCCCUGGACCACCGCACUCUCUACCACGUGGACAGCCUGGACUACUCUGUGCGGGCCUAUGACUACGACGUGCAGACAGGAGGCCUGGGUAGCGGCCGCCACUGCUAGCCCCCCCCACGCCCUCCCCAGGGGAAGGUCUCCGUGGCCAGGCCCCCACACCC